AGUGGCCACCACCUGUGCCAGCAGAGACCAGGCAGAGGGUGCAGUGGGCUGAAUGCUUGUGUCCCCACCCCCACCCUACGGAAAUUCUAAAGUGAUGGUAUUAGGAGGUGGUUAGGUCAUGAGGGUGGACUCCUCAUGGUAGGGUUAGUGCUCUUAUAAACGGGACCCCAUAGAGCUCCCCAGCCCCUUCCACCAGUGAGUAGCCCUGAGAGGUCAGCCCUCUGCUACCAGGAAGCGGGUCUCACCAGAACCCAUCCACGCUGGCACCCUGAUCUCAGACCUUCAGCCUCCAGAAAUGUGAGAAAUAAAGUUCUAUUAUUUAUGAGCCGCUAGUCUAGGUACUUUGCUAGUCCCAACUCAGACAGAAGGUUUGGGGGAGCCUGAGGUUUCCCGUUGAGGAGUUAGGCUGGAGAUCCUGGGAGCCCUCCUCCGCGGAGCACGGCAAUCUGGCCCUUUGACAUAAAUGCGAUUGACGGGCACAUAGAUGGCACUUUUAACCAAGAGGUGGUUGGGCCCUCUGGAGGGAGAUGAGACCAGGGUGCAGACAUAAGCUCAGCCCCGCCCUCCCCACCCCCCAGCUCUGGAUUCAGGAAGAGAAGCAACCAGCCAAGGAACCUGAGAAGCAGCUGCCAGCUUAUGAGGGAGGAGGGCAGUCCCCAAAGCAGGCCCUGGAGAGCUCACUGUAGCGCCCGCACAGUAACAGUCCAGGUCACAGCCGGUCCCCUAACAGGCCACACCCCCUGGCUCUCUCUCUUCCCCGCCGUUCUCUCCUGAGCACUGUCCUUUUACAGCCGGCAGGGUGGGCACUGGUGGCCAGGUGAUGCGGGCAGUCCUGGGGACAGAGGAGCUGUGGUUUCAGCAGCCCUGGCCCGAGGAGCCCCGCCUAGCCCUGCCCUCAAGCCAAGGCAGCGGCCCACCCACCAUGGCCCUGAGCUGGUGCGCCCACCUCCUUUCGUCCGCGGGGGCGGGGGCUCUGGCGGGCAGACCGCAGCCACCGCAUGGCCCCACCGGCAGCUUUGGAGGGGGCUCCCUAGGCUGGACCACCCACACAGGUGGGGCUCUAGUGGCCCCGCACCGGCCCCCCCGCUUCUACGGGGGCAGUGUUUCUCCGCGGGGGGCGGGGCUUUCUGUGGGGGAGGUGGACUUUGCGGGGGUUGGCGGGGUGGGGGUUGGCGGGUGGGCUCUCGCAGGCGGGGCGGGCGGGGCCGACCGCUCAGCUCCGGGCUGUCAUUUGUCGUUAAAUUUAGCGGCGGGCCGGUCAGCCGGGCGGCAGCGGGGAUUAUAAACGGCCGGGGCGCCCACCCUCGAAGCAGGAGUCCGGGCGAGGAGACGGCGCUGGAACCCAUGGACACGUCGUACCCCCGCGAGGACCCCCGGGCUCCGACGCCCAGCAAGGCCGACGGCACCGCCCACACGGCCCUCACGCUGGGGGCGCCGCGACCCCCACCUCGAGACCACUUGAUCUGGUCGGUGUUCAGCACCCUCUACCUGAACCUGUGCUGCCUCGGCUUCCUGGCGCUGGCCUACUCCAUCAAGGCCCGCGACCAGAAGGUGACUGGAGACCUGGAAGCAGCCCGGCAGCUCGGCUCCAAGGCCAAGUGCUACAACGUCCUGGCCACGGUGUGGGUCCUGGUGCCGUCGCUGCUGCUCGUGGUGCUGGUGACUACCGGCGCCCUGCACCUGUCCCGGCUGGCCAAGGGCUCCGCCGCCUUCUUCAGCACCAAGUUCAACGACUCAGACUAUGACUGACGGGCUGGGCCCUGCCCCCGCCCUGACCCGGGUGCUCCACCCUAACCACCUGGAACCCUGACCUGCCUAUGGGCCUGAGGCCUGCCCUCCAGCCCCAGCCCAGGCACCUGACACUGACCCUGAAGGUCCUCCACGGGGACCCCAGGGCCUUACCCUCACCUUGAUGCCCCCAGUCCCCUAACCACACUCCCCCCACCCC
This is a messenger RNA of Kogia breviceps (pygmy sperm whale), 1948 nucleotides long. NCBI's taxonomy places the organism in Eukaryota, Metazoa, Chordata, Mammalia, Artiodactyla, Physeteridae. The record is from RefSeq and is a predicted model, not a curated record.